Messenger RNA from Sphaeramia orbicularis (orbiculate cardinalfish), 2620 nucleotides. RefSeq names its product hspb associated protein 1 (gene hspbap1). The coding region runs from base 117 to 1586 and encodes 489 amino acids. NCBI's taxonomy places the organism in Eukaryota, Metazoa, Chordata, Actinopteri, Kurtiformes, Apogonidae. The transcript is spliced from 8 exons. The record is from RefSeq and is a predicted model, not a curated record.
AGCCAAAAUGUAGCAGUUUCCUCUGUGGUUCUCAAUAUUUAACUGAAACCCUACAUUGUCAUGUGAGGUUUGUUUACUUCCGCCUAGAAUCCCACCAGCACGUGUAUUGAAAGACCAUGGCUGGCUCCCCCACCAUUAAACCCUUUACUGCAGAGGAGACAUACCGGAUUGUGCAUCAUCUACAGGAACCUGCAGUGUUCCUGAACAUGACCUGUGGUUGGCCUGUUCUUCACUGGACUGUGGACCACCUCUCUGGCUGCCUUGGCAACAAACAUGUCAGAUUCAGACUGGGAAGAAAAAAGAAGAUUAAUGUCAAUCCCACAGCCCCUCUGUUUGAAACCCACUGUUCCUUCGUGGACGCCACACUCGCGCAGUUUCUCAGCUGGACCCAGGGCCACAGUGGGACACAUGAUGGACCUUUCUGUGACUACCCGUCCUCAGAAUACUGGGCCUAUGCUGACUACAAGUACAUUUCACAGCUGCUUGAAGAUCAGCCUUCAAUGUUUGAGGAUGUAAAGUGGUCCGAAUUUGGUUUUGAGGGGCGCGAUGGAAGGGAGAGUACCUUGUGGAUCGGCACAGAGGGGGCCAACACUCCAUGUCACCUGGACUCUUAUGGCUGUAACCUGGUACUGCAGGUUCAAGGACGGAAGUGCUGGCACCUCUUUCCUCCUGAGGAUGCAGCUAAACUCUACCCAACCAGGAUCCCUUAUGAGGAGUCCAGUGUGUUCAGCCAGGUAAAUGUUCUCCAGCCAGACCUGAGGAGGUUCCCUGCCUUUCAGAGAGCUAGGACUCACAGCGUCACUCUGGAGCCUGGACAGGUGCUUUAUGUUCCCAGACACUGGUGGCACUAUGUGGAGUCGGUGGAUCCAGUCACUGUCAGCGUCAACUCCUGGAUUGAGCUGGAAGCGGAUGAUGUGGCCAGAGUUAGUGAAGCCGUGACCAAGGCUGUGGUGUGUGCGCUCAAAACGACUCCAGCAGAUGACAAUGCAGAUGUCUGGCUCAACCCCACUGAGGACGGAGUAUCAUCCCAUAAUGAGAACAUGCAGUAUGUGAACCUUGCGGUGAGGGCCUGUGCUCAGAGACUCCGGGGCCACUCCCAGUCAACCAGAGACAGUCAAGCAGUCAAGCGAGACUGCAGCGGAAGAGUCAAGAGAUGUGGCGAUUGUGUGCCCUUCACUGUUCCCUUUGGGCCACAUCUCAUCCCUGUAUAUGCUCAGCAAGAACCAAAGGGAAUGAACCCGAAUGAUCCGGAGGUCAAAUCCAUCCGGAAAUGUGUAAUCAGAUCGCAGCUGGACUGUGCUGAGAGCUCAGAGGCAGCGCAGAGAACAGAUCCUGCAUCUGCCGUCAGAAUCCACCGGGGACAACAUGAAUGUGGCUCUGCUUUAAGUCACUGUGGAGAAGAGAUGGCAGAGGAUAAUGAGGGAUCAGGACACGCAACGAUAACCACUAAUGACCUGUUAGAUUGUCUGGUGCAUCCUGAUAUCAUCAUGCGUGUCACUGAGCUUUUACUACAAAGACACACAGACCAGACAACAGCAGCGUGUGAACUUGAGUAUUCACCAAACAGGAAGACACUCCCCCACUGACUUUGAAUGUCAGUGAAAGGUUGUCUUCUGCAAAUGUUUCAUAUCAUCAUCAUUUCUUGAAGGUUCAAUUAGUCAUUCAUUAAAUAUUAUUGCAAUACAUGCUAAUAGCAUAGUGGGUCUUUAUUCAUUAUUAUUUAAGCAUUUAUUGAUGCCUUAUUCUGGGUAAUCUUAUUGUACACAUACUAGACAACUGUUGAACAUGGAUUAUGAUCUGAAGUGUUCAGCAUCCCCACAGUUGUUCACCUACUCAUAUCAGAUCCAUCACACUGAAUAAUGUCAUGAUGAACUCAAACACAGUCUGUUCCUUCAGCUGUAAAACAUGGACUCUCAUUUCUAUUAUUACUGUUCUACAUGGAGUAGAUGGGAUUUCAGUGUCAUUUCAGUCAGUACUAUCAGAGUACGCCUCAUUUAAAUAAAUAAAUCAUACAAAUGUCAUAAAUGAAGAAUCCUUGAGUCUGAAUCUGAUCUGGAAAUGCUUUGAUUUCAGUGAUAUGGUGAAUGGGUUGUAGUUUUUGAGUUACAGGUGCAGACGGAUGGACCCGAGUACAAGAAGUUACUGACGGGAAACUGCUGUAAUGGUCUUACUCAAAUCAAAAACCAAAUGGAAAAAAAAAACUUUAUUAUAUCCUCUCGCAUAUGCUGCAAAAAAAAUAUUUUCAUGUCUUGGAUAAAUGACAAACCUUCCUCUAAAACAACUCGGCCUAAAAUCCUUAUGGAAUGCUUUCCUAUGGAAUAUUUGACCUGUUUACUUCAUUCCUCAAAGAGACAGUUUAUGAGAAUUUGGACUUCAUACCUUCAUUUCACUAACUCAUCAGUCACUUCUAUGUUUUCAUACCUCAUCAAUGACCGAAAAUCUUUGGUGCCUGUUCACAGUAAGAUUACCUCUGAGCUCACCUGUCACUGCUUGAUUGUCUAAUCUUUAUUUUAUUGUCACUACAAGUCUAUACUGUUUUUGUUUUCUGUAUCUUGGAUUAUUCCAUUUUUUUUCCCUUACUCUGUUUAUCUUCCAACAGCUUCAUGUUUUUAUUUUCAUA